Messenger RNA from Ixodes scapularis (black-legged tick), 990 nucleotides. RefSeq lists its product as uncharacterized. The record is from RefSeq and is a predicted model, not a curated record. The coding region runs from base 172 to 900 and encodes 242 amino acids. The transcript is spliced from 2 exons. NCBI's taxonomy places the organism in Eukaryota, Metazoa, Arthropoda, Arachnida, Ixodida, Ixodidae.
CCCACUAUAUCGGUCGAGAAACGAGUUGGAGCUGCGCUCUACAAGCUGUGUUCCAGCGUGGAAGACAGGACCGUCGCCCACUUGUUCGGCCUGGGGCGGUCAACGGUCAACGAUAAUUACAAAGAGUUCUGCCACAUCGUCGUUUCCGAGCUGGAGCGCGACUGGCUCAAGAUGAUGACUGCCGCCGAACUCCCCGACCACGUCCGCGAGUUCCAGGCUGCCCUGGAAUUUCCGCAGGGCAUAGCCGCGCUGGACGGCUGCCACUUCCCCGUGUCGCCACCUAAGGUCAACGCCAGCGACUACUACAACUACAAGGGCUGGUACAGCAUCAUUCUCCUGGCCCUUGUAGACCACCGGUACCGGUUCCGGUACGUCAACGUGGGGACGCCAGGGCGGUGCCACGACGCGCACGUCUUUCGGAGGUCGGCACUGGCCAAAAUUCUGGAAGGGCCAACGUUUACAACACCAAUGGUCACCAUCAACGGGACUGCCGUGCCGCCACUGGUUCUCUGCGACCAAGCCUUUCCUCUGACGUGCAACAUGCUGAAGCCAUACGCACGCAAGAAUGUUGCGGGACAGUCUCCGCAGGAGAAGUUCAACCGGCAACUGUCGUCUGCACGUAGGGUCGUGGAGAACGCCUUCGGCAGGAUCAAGGCACGGUUCCGCUUCAUCAUGAAGCGGCUGGAGUGCGACGUGGACAACGCCCGCUUCGUUAUACGGGCUUGCUGCACGUCGAAUAACAUCUGCGAGCACUUCAAUGACGGCAUGGAGUCCCAGUGGCUCACCGAAGUUGGCACGGAGGCCCGCCUCUACGAGCAGCCAGUCUACAACAUGGAUGCCGUGGCAGGCAAUGGUUCGAGUGUCCGGGACUCCAUUGCUGCCUACCUUCACCAGCACUAGAGUGAAGAGUGAAGCAAAAGCCCUUUCGAGUUCCACCGGAACAAAGGCCCUUUUGAGGACCAGCAGACCAAAGGCCCCUUGACCACCACA